AUGGAGAUACCACUUCCAGAGGAAGCUUUCAACAAAUCUUCGUAUUACAAAAUCGAUCGGAUGAAUGACCGAAAAGGCUUUGCGACUGUCAUAUGCUUAUUUGCAUACAUAGUAUUUUUCACAACACUUGGCUUUAUUAAAGACCCACAUAACGUGUUUGUGGAUACUACACGGAAGACGUGGGUCUCUGGAGAUAUCUUUUCAUACGUUCACUUUCCAUUUUUAGUGACCUCUGUAGUACUUUCUCUCCCCAUUUUCUUUGCGAUCUUUUUACUUCAAUGUGUUCUCCCGACAGCGGUGAUCUACUUGAACUCACUGAUAUCGAUAUUGUCCACCGCACUUGUUGUUCCAAUUCUUUUAUUCUACUUAGGGAUGAAUAACGGACUUUCACAUUAUCCAAUCGAGUUGCUCAUUUGUUUGGUCGUUGCGCUCUUCCAUAUCUACAAGAGCGUGACCAACUUCAAGAUUAACUGGACAGUCACAUCAAUUGUCUUCAAUGCAACGUUCUCGAUGAUAUUCAAGUCAAUCAUUGUGUUGUUACCUUCACUUGUUAUUAUCACUAUUUUUGGUAUUGGAACGCUGAUUGUAUUCAGAAGCAUCGUCGCUCUCAAUUUGGUGUGGUACCCACGACCAUCUCCACCUUUUGCAUUGGCAUCGAGUGUUAUGCUGUUAAUGCUCUCAAACGUGUUUUCUAAUUCCCUUCAAGCGAUUGUGUCGAUGUUCAUGAGUGCCACCGUUGCGUUCAAAUUACACGAGAACAAAGGACUGAACUUCUUUGAAGCUCUUUUGAAAACACUGUCCCUCCGGCUCGGGUCUGCUUCAUUUGCUAUUGAAAGAAGUUUGAUUAAUAAAUGCGUUUCUGUGUGUAACGUCCUCUUGAAGACUCCACUCUCGAAGACGAAAUUUGGAAUGAAACUGGCUAAGUUUGUAUCAGAACAGACAUCAAGACAAGAGCGGAUCACUCCAUUCAUCUUUGUGGGAUACUAUGGACACACAUAUAUCCACUCUUCUUGUGGACUUGAUGAAAAAAUUAAGCAGAGUAGUAUGAGUGGGAUCGUCACUGAAUUCCACAUGAGAGAAAUGGUCGAUAGCAUCACAAGAAGUACCAUUUGCAUUGUGAUGCCUGUUAUAAUGUUUUUCAGUUAUAUGAUGUAUGGAGGAAGUGUGUCAUACUUCUCAUUGUUGUCUUACUUUGCGUUGUCACAAGUGUUAAAUCUCUUCGGGGCUUUUGUGUUGUCGGUGGGAGAAAUUAUUGUGUUUGACUCCAUCGAGCAGUUGGCGGAAGGUUCAAUUCUUGGAAACUUUUCGGGGUUGAUACAAACACUCAGUGAGAAUAUGCCACUUGGGGGAUUCAACCGCGUCAAUUAA
Molecule: messenger RNA, 1368 nt
Organism: Entamoeba invadens IP1
Lineage: Eukaryota; Evosea; Mastigamoebida; Endamoebidae
Exons: 2
Coding region: 1-1368 (455 amino acids)
Source: RefSeq, a predicted model, not a curated record